This is a messenger RNA of Thalassophryne amazonica, 2930 nucleotides long. It is a transcript of the gene rnf180, whose product is annotated as ring finger protein 180. The record is from RefSeq and is a predicted model, not a curated record. Gene Ontology annotation, cellular component: endoplasmic reticulum membrane. Gene Ontology annotation, molecular function: ubiquitin conjugating enzyme binding; ubiquitin protein ligase activity. NCBI's taxonomy places the organism in Eukaryota, Metazoa, Chordata, Actinopteri, Batrachoidiformes, Batrachoididae. Gene Ontology annotation, biological process: norepinephrine metabolic process; serotonin metabolic process; positive regulation of proteasomal ubiquitin-dependent protein catabolic process. Bases 161 to 1618 code for a protein of 485 amino acids. The transcript is spliced from 7 exons.
UUGUCCAUAUGUCACCUGGUGUCUCCAGUGCUGGAAAUAGAAGGGAGGACGUAUCAUCUUGAGCAGACGAUGAACUUGUGUCUUUAAAUGUCGUUAUUGUCAUCUUCAACAGAAAUGCACUGAAAAUAGGUUGAAUGAGAGAAGAGGAAGAGAGCAAACAAUGCUCCACUGCAGGAGGUGCCGGAGAGUCCUCAUUGACUUGGUGUGUUUGUUGGAGCAGGUUGAAGGCACAGGUGAAAACGAAGCUUCCGUCUGCACUGUUUGGCACGUGAAUGUUGACGCUGAACUUCCAGAGUGGAUUCUGAACUCCGUUCACCAGGCCAAGUGGACUGUCGGAAAACUGAAUUGCCAGAACUGCAGGGCUCGUUUGGGCAGCUUCAACUUCAUUCAUCACAUUGUGUGUCCUUGUGGACAAGACGCCGCCGUCCAUCUCAGUAAAAGCCGCGUGGAUUACGAUCACAGACAUUAUGUUCAUAGUGUCCAGUUGAGGAGGACAGGUCUUGAGAGCGGACAGGCUGUGCUGUGGACAGGCAGCUCUGAGCAUGAAGAGGAGCGACUGGAUGGGUUCCAGCUUCUCUGUCCUGCCGUUGACUCCCACAUCAGCCUGGAGCAGACCACUAAUCCACUGACGGACAGUGAAAGCACCACAUCUUUUCCUGAUAGUCCUCUGGACUGUAAGUCUAAAAAAAAAAGCUGCAGAGUACAACAUGUCUCUUCCAGCAGGUCUUCACAGUUUUGUCCAGCUACAGAUUCAUCGGGACAGUCUGUCGUCUCUUAUCCCUUAACUCAACUGAUUGACUCGAAUGGUGAAGGUUCAGUCAGUGCUGCUGCUCGUCUGUCCCCUGUUUCUAUGAGGAGGAUGUCCUUGCUUGAUCAGUACCAGCACACAGAGGAGGAGGACUUAGACGUCCACGAGGAGGUUUCUGAUACUGUCUUGUUCCUGAGAGGAAGCGCCACUGAGCUGGAAGAGGAGAUGGCACCUCAGGCCUCUGCUGCCUCCACAGCUUCAAGCAGAGGGAGUAAGAGGGAGAAGAACCAUCUGAAGGGUCUGAGGAGGAAACAGAAGAGGCGAGAGCGCUGGUUGCAGGAACAGACUGUUGACGCUUUCCUGAUGGGGGACAGAGACCACUACUCCUGCCCCAUAUGUCUGGACAUAUACUUGAACCCCCACAGCUGUCGGCCCUGUGGCCAUGUCUUCUGUGAACCAUGUCUGCGAAAACUCGCCAAAAACCAACCAACAAGCACGCCGUGCCCUCUGUGUCGCACGCUCAUCUCACACACCGACUUCCAAAAAGAGCUCAGUGAGACGGUGAAGAUCUUCUUCCCCAGAGUGUACAACACCAACAAGCAGAACUUCAUGAGCAGCUCUUCUGCAAAGUGGCCUUUGCCCAGCAUCAGUAAAACCUUCCCACUGUUCUGGGGGUCUGAGCGACGGGCUGCAGCAGCAGGCAGGCAUUGGCAUGUCGCAUAUCCAGCCUUCAGCCUGGAUGUUCUCAGCUUGGGUAGCUUGCGAGGACGAAUGUUCGACAUCGGCCUGGUCAUUGUCUGCAUCCACUCAUUCAGCUGGAUCCUUGGUUUUCUGCUUUUCUUCCUCAUCACGUACUACUUCUUCUCCUGAGCCGCCGAGCAGCACAGGUGUCAAAGUAAAACCCGCGAGCUCAGGUUUUAAAUGGACAAAAAUAAUGCAUUCUGUUCUAUUAGAAGACGUAGUUGAGGCGAACAGGACAUUUCCAAAAAAAUGUAUAUGUGAGAAAAGUUGCAAUUUGUUAAUUUGUCAGUCAUUUUUAUACUCCUUGAAGAUAUUUUGAGAACUAAAUGAAUCUGUGUGAAAUAAUGUCAUAAAGAGCAGCAGUGCUCAAAAGUGCUUUGACAUUGGUGGCAGGUGAAGAACAGUCUAAGUUGGGCUCUGCAACACCAAACAAGUAAUGACGACGACUCUGGGAUUCAGUGCAAAAUAGGAACACACAAAAUAAAAUUUAUCAAACAUGGAAUAACAUUUUUCCAUUUUUACUAAAAUAUAGUAAUUUAUUUCCAGUAGAACCGGCAAAUCUUAGUAGAAAUCAUUCAUCUAAGAACUGUCAUACAUGUACUUUUUGUAUUCAGAUAAAUAUUUCAGUAAAGUUCACAACAUUUCUAUGAAUCAAAUUUUUCUAUAAUCUGCAGAGGUAAUGAGCAAGUAUCUCAGUGCCAGUGGGAGCUGGAGAUGUAACCGUAGUUGUUUGUUGUUGCAGUCUUUUCUGUCUUUGGGAGACAAGUAUCAUCCAAACAGACUGGAAGAAAGAACUUGUUUUUCCUCUCUGGAAAAGAAAGUGUGAUGGUCCUGAUCACAUUUACCAUGGGGGUAUUGCUGUGCUGGGCGUGGAUCGUGCCAAUCAUCCUCAUAUAGGUCAUUCUCCAUAGGAUUCAGUGCCAGCUGCUUACUGCUCGUUAACCAGAACAGGUUGAUUUCACGCCCAAGAAAUCAACAGUCCACCUCAUCCUAACUGUGAGUACUCAUGAAUAUGGAGAGGACUUUUUUGGAGCCCUUGUUCGUUUUCAGAUAGAAUAGAAUCUAUGGGACAUCCGGAGUUUUCAUGGAAUCUCCAUAUUUGUGGACACACAAUCACUGUGAGUGUUGGGCAGGCUCUGACUUCUCAGUAAAGUCUGGUGACUUGUUCUGACUCCUUCUUUGCUCAUUCCCUGCGUGGACCUUGAGUCUGCAGAGGAAUUGUGGGAUUAGUGGAUGCUAUGAAUGCAGCACUGAAGAACCUGAAUGAGUAGUCCAGUUUGAAGUGGUUCUGGAUCAUGACAAUCCAGGCUUUAUAUGGAUUAUUUUAUUUUCUGCAGGUUCACUUUGCUCAUCCAGCUCCCUCUCAGAUCUUCUGUUAAUUUUCUGACAACAAACCAACUUGAACACAAGCACUAACAACAACGUAAAACCAAGAAUUUUC